CAGCCGUUCAGACGGUUCAGACGUGUCCUAGCCGCCGUGCGACGCUCGCGUACCGCUGCGGCCCGCCACCCGUCGUGCGUGUAAACCAAUAAAUAUACAAAACUUACGGAAACAUAAUACAAAGUGACCGCUCUCGAAUAAAUGGAGGAACAGCUGUUUUAGUGACGAGCUCGCAUGUUCGCAGGUGCAUAUUGUGCGUUUACUAUAAACAACUAUUGUUUACGAAUGCCGCGCGAUUUACGUAUAUUAUAAAGGUUAAGUUUGUUGAACUUAAAUUUCGCGGCACGAGCCGGCUUCAUGACGUCACGUGUAGUGCAACACUAAUUAGAUUAGAUACGCUAAGCCAGAGCCAGUAUGUAAUGUUGUCGGAGGGAGAGAACCGCGCCAGUUCAGGAAAAACUGUGUUUAAAAUAAUGUAUAAGUGAAUAACCGAUACUUAUCCUUAUACAUAUCAUUGUGUUAGUGACGCAUAUCAGUAGUAUAAUAAAUUAGUGUGAGUGUAUAAUUAGUGCAACUAUAGUGAAGUGAGUGAAAAUGUCGGAGCGGUUUAAAGUUACGAAGUUUGAGGAGCCUUCGGGGAAAACGUAUAAGAACUAUGGAGCGACGUCGGCGGAGAGCGAUGUGGAGCUGAAGGGAAAGCUGCUUCCCGACUCAGAACAACGUGUUGAGAUUCGAGCUGUAUCGCCUAAAGGCGAAACCGACGAGCAUGGCUUGCCGACGGAGAAGGAUAAAUCGUGCGACACCAACCUGUACCUAUAUCAUGAAGAGUUGGAGGACAGGCCUCGAGCGGCAACGUUCCUCAGCUCGUUGGCGAACUACUCCAACACGAUCCCGACGGCAUCAGCCGCGGACCCUGACGUCAAGCCGGCACCACCAGCUCGGAUGGGCACCCUCAUUGGUGUCUAUCUCCCUUGCAUCCAAAACAUCUUCGGUGUGAUCCUCUUCAUCCGUCUCACGUGGGUCGUUGGAACUGCUGGUGCUAUUCAAGGAUUUCUGAUUGUUCUCGUUUGCUGCUGUACGACAAUGUUAACUGCUAUCUCGAUGUCUGCGAUCGCGACGAAUGGCGUGGUGCCGGCGGGCGGGUCGUACUUCAUGAUAGGGCGCGCGCUGGGCCCCGAGUGCGGCGGCGCGGUCGGCAUGUUGUUCUACACCGGCACCACGCUCGCAGCUGCCAUGUACAUCGUCGGAGCUGUUGAAAUUGUUCUGACGUACAUGGCGCCGUGGAUGUCGAUCUUCGGGGACUUCACGAAGGACCCCGAGGCUAUGUACAACAACUUCCGAGUGUACGGCACCGGGUUACUGCUGAUUAUGGGGAUGGUCGUAUUUGUCGGCGUCAAGUUUGUCAACAAGUUCGCGACCGUCGCCCUGGCCUGUGUGAUCCUGUCCAUCACUGCUGUCUACGUCGGAAUCUUCGUUAAUUUCAACGGAAAUGAUAAGCUGCAAAUGUGUGUGCUGGGUAAACGUCUACUGAAGGACAUUGACAUCAAUAACUGCACGAAGACGGUUGGAGCGCCGCUGCACCAACUGUUUUGCCACAACGAUACCUGCGAUCCUUACUACCUGGCACACAACGUCUCCAUCGUACAAGGCAUCAAGGGAUUGAAAAGCGGAGUUUUCUUCGACAACCUUCAAGACUCGUUCCUUCAACUCGGCCAAUACAUUGCUUACGGCAAGGAACCUGAGGAUAUCGAGCAGAUGGAAAGACCAACUUACAACCAAGUUUAUGCUGAUCUCACUACUACCUUUACCAUCCUCAUCGGAAUCUUCUUCCCCUCCGUAACUGGUAUUAUGGCUGGUUCUAACCGUUCGGGUGACUUGGCUGACGCUCAAAAGAGUAUCCCUAUAGGAACGAUCUGCGCUAUCUUGACCACUUCCACCGUCUACCUGUCCUGCGUACUUCUGUUCGCUGGCACUGUUGACAAUUUGCUUCUCAGAGACAAGUUUGGUCAAUCUAUCGGUGGAAAACUCGUCGUUGCGAACAUGGCGUGGCCGAACCAAUGGGUGAUACUGAUUGGUUCUUUCCUGUCAACCCUGGGAGCUGGUCUGCAAUCCCUCACCGGAGCCCCACGACUGCUACAAGCUAUUGCUAAGGAUGAAAUCAUUCCGUUCUUAGCACCGUUCGCCGUCUCAUCCAGCCGGGGUGAACCAACAAGGGCCCUGCUUCUAACGAUGGUGAUCUGCCAAUGCGGUAUCCUUCUUGGCAACGUCGACAUCUUGGCUCCUCUGCUGUCCAUGUUCUUCCUCAUGUGCUACGGCUUCGUGAACCUUGCCUGCGCUCUGCAGACCCUCCUUAAGACUCCCAACUGGCGACCUCGGUUCAAGUAUUACCACUGGUCUCUCUCGUUAGCUGGACUGACACUUUGUAUCUCCAUCAUGUUCAUGACGUCUUGGUUCUAUGCUCUUAUCGCAAUGGGCAUGGCUGGCCUCAUCUACAAGUACAUUGAAUAUCGCGGAGCUGAGAAAGAGUGGGGUGAUGGUCUCCGUGGUCUGGCCUUAUCAGCUGCUCGGUACUCGCUGCUACGUCUAGAACAAGGACCUCCUCACACUAAGAACUGGCGUCCCCAAGUACUGGUGCUUGCUAAACUGAACAAUGAACUGAUGCCUACCUAUCGGAAGAUGCUUGCUUUUGCCAGUCAACUGAAAGCUGGCAAGGGUUUGACGGUAUGCGUAUCUGUGCUGGGCGGUGACUUCCCUCGACGUGCUGGUGACGCGGCCUCAGCUCGACACAACCUGCGCCGCUGCAUGGAUGAGGAGAAACUAAAGGGCUUCGUCGAUGUCCUCGUAGCACCUGACAUCGCUGAUGGACUUAGCCACCUGGUACAAACGACCGGUUUGGGUGGUUUGAAACCCAACACGGUAAUCGUAGGCUGGCCGUACGGCUGGCGCGCGGCCGAGCGGCCCGAGCCGCGUUGGCAACAUUUCCUACACACGGUGCGCGCUGUCGCCGCCGCACGCAUGGCCAUGCUUGUACCCAAAGGAAUUAAUUUCUUCCCUGACUCCACUGAGAAGGUAUCCGGCAAUAUCGACAUCUGGUGGAUCGUGCACGACGGCGGCAUGUUGAUGUUACUCCCGUUCCUGCUGAAGCAGCACCGCACCUGGAAGAACUGCAAGAUGCGCAUCUUCACCGUCGCGCAGAUGGAGGACAACUCUAUUCAGAUGAAGAAAGACUUGAAGAUGUUCCUCUACCAACUGCGACUUGAGGCUGAAGUGGAAGUUGUGGAAAUGACGGACAGUGACAUAUCCGCGUACACAUACGAGCGAACCCUGAUGAUGGAACAACGUAACCAGAUGCUACGCGAACUGCGACUGAACAAGAAGGAAACCAUGGGCAUGAUGCAAAAUUUCGUGGAUUAUCGUGAAAACGCUGAGGAGAAGUUGCCUUUGGUGCAAGCCAUUGUGGAUCAUCACCACGCUGACGUGAAGACUGCUAGCAAGGUUCGAUUCGCGGAACCUGGUGAUGAAGCACCAACUGAUGCACCAUCACCUCCUCUUGCUGAUACUGAAGACAAAGACAAAGAUGAUAAGUGCGAGGAUGCCAGCCCGCCACCCGACGACAACAAGCACAAGGACCAGCCCGUCAACGGCGACGUCAAGCCCAAGCCCAACCUCUCCGAUAUUACGCCUGACGAAGGCACGGUGCGACGCAUGCACACGGCGGUGAAGCUCAAUGAGGUGAUCGUGUCGCGCUCUCAUGACGCGCAGCUCGUCAUCCUCAACCUGCCCGGCCCGCCCCGCGACACCAACAUCGACCGAGAAUCCAACUACAUGGAGUUCCUGGAGGUGCUGACGGAGGGGCUGGAGAAGGUGCUGAUGGUGCGCGGCGGCGGCCGCGAGGUGAUCACGAUCUACUCGUGAACGCGCGGGAGUGCUUCUCUCCUAACUGUUAGUGCUAUGGUUUGGAACGUUCCGAUCGGUCGGGCUCGAGUCUCGUCGAUCGUAAGACUUAACCCGCGCAUCUCUAAGACUGCCGACACGACCGUCGCGUUCCGGUUCGUUCAUAAAUAUUGUAUGUAUUUUCUUACGAUGAUUGUAUUCGGCGUUCGUUUUACUUGUAAAUGUUAGCUUAAUUCUACGAUACGUUUUGUUGAAUUUGCUGUUUAGAGUGACGUUGUUUUGAAAUUUAUUCACUGUUGUAUAGAUAUUUAUGGAUAUGACGUAUGUAUCUAACGAGAAGCCUUAUCUAUCGGACGUUAGCUCUAAGUUUGUUGUUUUGUUAUUACAUAGACUAGCUAAGAGUUACUUUAAGCACCCGAGUGGUCUCUUGUUUACCAACAUGCCAUAUAGUUUUACUUUACUGUGCCGAUGUGAACAGUUAAGUACUUGUAGAUUAAUUUGUAUCAUUUUGUACGUUAUAUUAUUUUCUAUGGUUGUUAUCACGACGUAGAUAUACUUUGUAAGAGUAUACAUUUCUUGAAAUCAUGAAGAUUUUUAACUAUAUGAAAUUGUAUUUUGUAAAUAUUAUUCUGUUCUAAGGUUUACAUCUGCUCAACUUAUAACUAACCGUGGGACUGACGCAGGAAGUUACCAUUUCCAACUGUCGCUAUCCACACAUACAUAGGUUUCUAUACAUUUUCUUUAGAACAUCAUGUCUAGUCACUUUUUGAUAUUAGUUUUAUCUAAUACAUACACAAUUCGUUAUACCAAAAAAUAAAGAAGUCAUUAAGUGAACUCAACCGGAGAAACCCUCGAGUAUUUAUGAUGAGUAGACAGAACAGCAACAGAACGCGCUGAGGGACACCUAGGUAACUAUUAACUAUUCGUAUUUUAGUAUUAGCGUGAAGAUUUAAUAGUUAAACGCGAUCUCUCGCAAGUAACUUAGAGAAUAACUUGAAAACUUAUUGCGCACAUUCGCGUAGGUAGAUGAUUUCUUACUGUGAUCGUUUAUAUAAAGUUUUAUUGUUUUAGUUUCAUUUAAGUGGUAGCGGUAAUACACAGACUAUCCUGUAGUAGUCAUCGUUCAGCAGAAUGUACAUUCCUUUCACAUAAUAUUUGUAUGUAGUUGCCUUCAAUCGCUCGUGGUAUUGUUUUCGCCGAUUAGGCUGCCUUAAACGACAUGCGUCAUUAAACCAAAUAAAACUAAAACUUUGAAAACGCUUAAAGUUGUCAACAACGGUACGGUGUUAACAUUUCAAAUGUUAUGAUGAGAAUAUUAUAAUUGUCAAAGCUACAUAACUAUUAUUUUCUUGUCGUCGAAAGAAAAGAUGAGUUGUGAAGAGAUGCAAAGCUUUCAAAGAAACAAGUAAACAUUCGUUUUGUUUCGAAAUGAAAUAUUCGCAAGUAAUAUGGCUUAUUUAGGUGUAGCUGUAAAGUUUAUAGAUAUUGUUAUUUAUUCGUUUUGAAUGAAACCAUCUGAUACAGACGACAGCUUGGUACUCAGAUGCGCGCGUACGUAUGAUGAAAACUUGUCAAUUUUGAUUUACCGUUGCACCACUCUAGUUAAGGAACAAUUUCUUAUUCGUAUAAAGAGUGUUAGAUAACUGCCAAAUAGGAAUCGGUGUUGUAAAAUAUCCUAGUCCAUAAGUGAGCUACCAUCUUCUCAAUGAUAACUGUGUUUAUGAACUUUCAUAAAUAUUUACGAAACAUUUACAGUUAUAAACAUUUAAUAAUGUAACUAACAAAAAUUUGUAGACGAUAGUUAGUUAACUCUACUCUCUUUGUUUCACAAAACUAUUUAUGUAUUAAGUUUCCCAUUCGAUUGUUAGCAUUCCUUCGAUGUUCAUAAGGAACUUAACUGUAAAUGUUAUUUUAAAAAAUAUCAAUUACCUUACUAAUGUCCUAAGAUUUUACGAUAGCGUCAACUCGAAUUUUGUAUGAGAGUUGAGAUUUUUAAGAUUUCCUCAAAUAAAAAAUAGUUAAACAUUUUCGUAACUCGUAUUCACAAAUACAAUUAACGUCAUUUAAUGUUCACGCUCUUCGCGUUACGAACAAAGUAGGAAUUAAUUCGAAGGCAUUUAAGUAUUCCUUUUUGUCAUGGUUGUAGAUGCCAUAAUAAUAUAUUAAGUACGUAGAUGUUAGUUAUUCUAUGAAUCGACUGUCGAUUACCCGUCUAUCGAGAUACCAGUGAGCAGUAACUAAACACUCGGUCGCCUAGCAACCGGACGACAGCCCGCGGCCGCCACUCUAUCUACUUACCAAAUUGAAGCAUAGCGAUAUCGUAACAAAAAAUAUAACUCACUUAAUAAGAUUAAGUAUAAAUCAUUCUAAAUUAUAUUAUUAUCUGUAACCCCAUGUUCGACAUCUUUCGUGAUAAUACACCUCUCGUUAUGAUUUCGUGAACGUGGUUAUCACUUAGUGAUUGUACACAGGCGUAAUGAAAUAGUGAUCACAUAUCUUCCUUUCGCAUAGAAAAAAUAUAUCUACAUUAUAAAACUAUUUAUGCCUAUUAAUAGGUAAUGGACGAUAAUUUAUUUAAAAUGAAAUUUAUUGAAUUAUAUAUUGUCUAAAUUAUAAAAAAUAUUAUAUAGAUACCUAUAUAGUAGGUAUUUAUUACAUCUAAGCCAAAUUCUUCAAAUUGGAUUUUAACGAAAUUAUUUGUGUUCUUUAAGAACAUUUUCUUUCGUAGAUUGGCGGUUAUAUUGAACAGCUAAUUCAUACUCAAUGACAAUAGGUAAAGACGUACCUGUAUAGUAAAAGAAAGGCGACGUGGAGCGCGUUGACCGAUGGACGAGCUGACACCUGGGAUACACCUUGGUCUUAGCAUUCGAGCACCACAGGAACGAGUCCACACCGGUGACAAGGUGCUUCGCUCCUACAUACUUAAUCUUACUUGAUAACAACAUUGUAGAUAGUUCAAAUUAUUAAGUAGAACACUAGUUAAUGUUUGAUGCCCACGAUAACGUCAUACAUGUGCCAAACAUCAUUAUUUCAGAGAGUAAAUGACACGGUGGUGAAUCUAUAGCGUAAGUCAUCAUACUUACAUUUUAGACUUACCUAAUACAAAAUAUUCUCUCGAUGAACUCAGUAACGUGUGUCAUGAUUAUAUUAAAAUAGCUUUCGAAGAUACAUUACUUAUGUGUUAGAAAUGUCACGUUUACUAACAUAGUUGUAUUUCAACAACAUGCACACCUACAUAGUAACCUACUCGGAAUAGAUUAAAAAUCGUGUUCGUAAUUUCAGUCGUUACAUUUUAGCUUAAUAAUAAUAAUAAAAAAUCAUUAAAAAUUAUUAGCCGUACAGCCACCAACGUAUUCACAUGCGGCCGUGUUAAUGAAAACACCACUGAAUACGCUUGUGACUGCACUUUACGAGUAUCAAAUAAUUAUUGAUGUAAAACUAUUAAAUUACCUAUUUUAGAUUUUAGGCUGUGAGUCAGCGUAAACACAUUCUUUACAAUUUAAUAUUCAAGCUAGAGUUGCUGUGAUACACCAUUAUGGCUAUAAAAUUAUAGUGUAGUCAUUUCUGGCUAUGAAUAACAAUGGGAGAUAACGUGGAUAACGUUUAACGCCAUAUUCUAUCUGUGAUUUCACUGAUGUGUAGAUGCACCUUUAUCCGCGUAACCUAACACAGCCCUGAGAUAUCAUUCCCCAUCUAUGCCUUGAGUACGACUCGUAGAUAUUCUGCCUCAUAGGUAACCUGUACUAUCUUAUUGCGAAUUACAAACUACAUAAUGAAAUGUAACUAACAAGGCUGUCUCUACUUUGAAGAUAUUUUGAAAAUUGUAUUUUAUAAAGCCUAUGUCUAACAGCCAGAAAUGUAACUAGAUUGUCUAUUAUUGGAUCUACUUGAAAUCUAUUCUUGGUCUUGAAAAUAUAAAGCGAACAAAGAUAGCCUACAUCACGCUAAAUCUCAAGAUAUUGAGCAAUAACGAAAGUAUUUAGAUAGUGAUCGCCGGGCGGUAUGCUAUUUAACUUAUAAAUAUUAUGUAUUUUGAUCUGGAACGAGUUUUUCAUAGAAAAAUAUUUCGAAGUGUAAAAGUU
Spodoptera litura is the source of this 7916-nucleotide messenger RNA. Lineage: Eukaryota; Metazoa; Arthropoda; Insecta; Lepidoptera; Noctuidae. The record is from RefSeq and is a predicted model, not a curated record.